This is a messenger RNA of Phragmites australis (common reed), 603 nucleotides long. RefSeq lists its product as uncharacterized. NCBI's taxonomy places the organism in Eukaryota, Viridiplantae, Streptophyta, Magnoliopsida, Poales, Poaceae. The transcript has a single exon. The coding region runs from base 132 to 356 and encodes 74 amino acids. The record is from RefSeq and is a predicted model, not a curated record.
UUUCCGAAUUUUGGCUCCCCUGCGCAUCACAAUCCACAGCACAGGCGACAGUGCAUUAGUGCUCGACAACCUUAGCAUAGGCGAAACUUUGUUGUUGUGCUGGGACCAGCAGCAGCAACAAGCAGCUAGCGAUGGCGUUCGUGCCGGUGUGCGUGCAGUGCGGGACGCGGAGCAACCCGUGCCGGUGCAAGGUGCUCGGGCCGACGCUGGGGUUCGUGGCGUUCGUGGUGGCCGCGGUCGUGGAGUGGCCGCUGGGCGCGGCGGUGUACCUGUUCCGACACCGCAAGGGCCGCCGCAUCAUGGCGCACCCGGCCACCGUCGUCUACCCGCGCGUCACCAGGGCCAUCCCCAUCUAAUAAUCGGUCAGCAUCCCGCGCCCCUUGAGCAGGCGUUUGUCGAUCGCGUGUUGGGUAUUCGACCCCAUGCGUGGUCUUGUGGACCUUUUCGGUCUUCUUUUCAAUAAAAAGCGUGUGGUUUAUGUUGCACAUUUUGUACUCCGCUUGUAAUCAUCGUUUCGUGUAUCACAUCAAUGUAACUGUCUGUAACAUUGUUAACUUGUGGUUCCAAAAUGCAUGCAGCCACUUCUGUACUGUGCCAUCUAAU